AUGAUCAAGGCUGCAGCUACUGAGGGUCUUCACAACGUCCAUCCAAAAUCAACAAGAUCGCUGACAAUCGUCUUUGUUGCAUGCAGCAAUCUGAGCGGUCACGGUCUCCAGGGUUACCUCCCCAUCGACUUGGGCAACCUUGUGCAACUGCAGAGCUUGAAUGUGUCCAACAACCAGCUCAGCGGCCCUAUUCCAAGCGCGUUGGGCGGGCUGACGUUACUGCAGAGCCUUGACGUCAGCUACAAUCAGCUGAACGGCAGCAUCCCAGCAGAGCUUGGCGGCUGCAAAAACGCCACCAUCAUGAACCUGGCCCACAAUCAGCUGACGGGAAGCGUGCCGGCAGCGCUUGGCAACCUGACAAACGUUAAGCUAAGUCUUGACGGCAACUCCCUCUGCAACACCAUCCCCGGCGCGCCGUGCCUCCUUCAAACCGCCGCCCCGAGCGCGUCGCUCGCGCGCAAACCCAGCUCCGGCAAGAAAUUGAUAAUUAUCCUCGUACUAGUUGGCUCGCUCGCCGCGGCCGCGGCCGCGCUGUGCGCGUGUCUCUUUGUCGUGCUGCGGAAGAAGAAGUCGCGCGUGGGGACAGCGGACGACGAUGAGGAGAAGUGGAUGCGCUUCGACAUCCUAGAGAAGGGCCAUCUGAAGAAGAACCGCAAGGACGAGAAGCUGCCGCCCCCGCUGCCUCCCCGGUACUUCAUGUUCCGGGACAUCGAGGCCGGAACCGAGAACUUCAGCCGGGCGAACUACAUGGGCGACGGGCCCUACGGACAGUCGUACCGGGCACGGAUGGACGGCGGCAAGGAGGUUUUGGUCAAGCGCCUCGACCGCGCGCUCGCGUGCAGCGGCCGCGACUUCCGGCGCGAGGUCGACGCACUCGGCCGCGUCGCGCACACAAACCUCGUGAAGCUGAUCGGGUAUUGCAUGGACGACGGGAUGCAUAUGCUCGUGUAUGAGUGGCUCGACAACGGCAGCCUGUAUGACCAUCUUCAUGGUUCCUUCAUGAAGGAGUCGCCCCUCGACUGGCCCGCGCGCGUCAAGGCCGCGGCCGGCGUCGCGCGCGCGCUCGCGCAUCUCCAGGACGGCGCCGUCAAGCCGCCCAUCAUCCACCGCGACUUCAAAACGUCGUCCGUCCUUUUGGACGCCGACUGUACGGCCAAAGUGUCCGAGUACGGGCUGUGCAAACUAGCGGCGGACGAAAACGACGCGCACUGCAGCACGCGCAUUUUGGGCGCGUUCGGGAGCGUCGCACCGGAGUACAUCAUGACGGGCCAGUGUGACGAAAGAAGCGUGGUCUACACUUUCGGUGUGUUGCUGCUGGAGUUGAUGACGGGACGGAAACCGGUGGACAUGCGCCAGCCGGUCGGGCAGCAGAGCCUGGUCACGUGGGCGGGCCCCCACCUGAACAACCAAGAGAAGCUGGCGCAAAUGAUCGAUCCUAAACUUCGUGGGCUGUACCCCAAAAAGGACUUGGCCAAAUUCGCCGCGGUCGCCGCCAUGUGCCUGCAACCGGAGCCGGACUUCCGGCCGAUCAUGACGGACGUGGCGGCGACGCUCGAAAGCUUGCAGUUGUACGAGCCCGGCGUGUCCCGGUCAGAGUCAGGCGAGCUCCCGAUCAGCACACGACCAAGCGGCUCGAACAGCCGGCCGCCUUCUAGAGUCAGCACGCCCCGGGUUACCGACCCGAUCAAGAUCCCCCUCGUAUAUUAG
Klebsormidium nitens is the source of this 1707-nucleotide messenger RNA. NCBI's taxonomy places the organism in Eukaryota, Viridiplantae, Streptophyta, Klebsormidiophyceae, Klebsormidiales, Klebsormidiaceae. The record is from the annotation of a GenBank genome assembly.